CCUAUGUUUUAGUGCGCCAGACGCAAUCUAGCUAGCCAGUCGGAGUUGUGUUUUCUUGUCUGCUGUAUUUUACAUGCUUGGUAGUAAUAUUAGCCAAAACAUUUAUUUCCUUUAUGUUAGAAGACAUAGGAAGUGUGUGUGUUCGGUGUAAAGCAGAGGAAACCGGUCCAACUCAUUAUGGAAGACUGCUUGCACACCUCUUCAGAGAACCUGUCUAAGUUGGUCUGCUGGGCCCACAGUCACGGCACCAUCUGUGCUCUCAUUCCGAACCUCAAACACCUGCUCACCGAGGGUUCCCAUGGGAACCUGACCGCCAUGUGGGGGUGCAGCGCGGGCCACGCCUACCACUGGCCCCUCCCAGCCACCUGCAAGACGGGCCAGAAGGUUAUUUUGAAGGAGAGGGGCGGCGGCUGCUACCAGGACAGCCGCAGCAUCAACUCAGACAGCCUCAGUCUCCAGGGAGGGGCCUCUGCCUGCCAGAGCAGCCCGGGAGGAGAGAGGAUUCUGGGCCGCUCCAGCGAGGCCAAGGGGGGUGACAGCAGCCAGACCCGGGACUCCUGCGACUUCUCCAAUUGCAGCGACGACAACACUGAGGCUGAUGACAACAUCGAGGAAGAUAACCGCAACCUGUUUGAUAUUGUCUGUGAGUCCUCAGCCACGACGGACGAGGAUGGAGACGCGGACUACGAGCCUCAUCACAGACCCAGGAAAAGGGGUCCUCUAGGGGACAUACCCGGCCCCCAGGGACCAGGGUCUGAGGACAGGGGACACGGGGACAAAUCAGUGAAGAAAAUCAAGCAGGAGACUGCUGAGGAAUGUUACACAGUGCCUAAAGCCCAGCUAGCAGCAGGGGGGUGUACUGACUCUGGCAUGGCCUCUGACUCAGUCUCCCAGUCCCCAAAGCCUAAUAACUCUCUGUCCCAGUUGUCCCUGUCCCACACCUCACCACACAAGCCCUUCCCGAAGGCUGCAGACUGUUUGGGUGGUGGUGGUGGUGUGUCAUCUCCGCUGGGGCACUCCUCUCCUAACAUACGCCUGCUAGACAAACCGCUACGAGGCUCUGUCUCCAAGCCCUCCAUGAUGAGCGUUGGUUCCCCCAGACAUCAGGACUCGUCCUCGGUGUCAACCCAGUGCCUGAGAACCCUCCCUGGGGCAGGUAGUGAGCUGUCGGAGGACCUGCUGAAGCCUGGAGGAUCCGAGGGGCCCUUUGGGGACCUGACUCCUUCCUCCCCCAGUGGGAUGAACUCUGACCUCCUGGGAGCAGAGACCAAAGGAGAGGUUACAGUGGGUCCUCCUCUCUAUGAGAUCGACCGUCUGCGGGCGUUGCUGAGUGUGGAGCGGAGCCGCAGUGAGCAGAUGGGAGAGACCAUCUCCGGUCUGAAACAGGACAAGGAGCUGCUGCAGCAGGAACUCACUAAGAAGGCUGAACUCAUCUGUGACUUCCUGCAAGACCAGCUACGACCAGAGAAAAGGUGUGGUCAUUCAUCCAGCCAGAUGGAGGUGGGGCUGGGCAGCUCCACCCACAUGGGGGUGGGGUUCUCUGACGAGGGCGUGGUAUUUGAGAACUCGGCCCUGUUCGAAAGCUUUGAGGAAGUGGAGCUCCACCCCCUUGACCGACACAGGGUGAUGAAGAGCUCCAAGAGGAGCAGAGAUGGAGAGAACACACGAGUCAGGAUGAAGAACGUGGUGGGCGUCAUCGCCAGAUACAUGGCGGCCCUGCAGGAGUUCAGACGCAGCGUCUCCAUGAAGGUGGCGUUCGACCGCGUGGGCGUCGACCGGAACACCAUCUCACGGACGGCGGCCAUCGCCGAGCUGAGCCUGGCUGCUCCGGAGGUGUUCCAUGCCCUGCCGCCGUGGGACGAGAAGGAGGAGACGCUGGCUCACUACGCCCACCGCUGCCGGCUGGCCAUGGACGACACCAUCAGAGCCAAGAUCAAAACCAUGAAAACCAAGGGAGACCUGCUACCUAUAGUCAGCAAAUAACCCCGGACUGAGGGGCGCGUCCUAUGGGACGGGGACUGAGGGGCGCGUCCUAUGGGACGGGGACUGAGGGGCGCGGGGACAUUGGCUGUGCGCGAUAGAUCACCUGCUGGGUGUUAAUGAACGGCGGCGAUUCAACAUGUAGAAUCAUCUGGAAAUGAACAGAAAACGGCAGCCAAUGUCCUGUAGUCAGAGGAGACGGGACCGACGGACGUUCCUGUAGUCAGAGGAGACGGGACGGACGGACGUUCCUGUAGUCAGAGGAGACGGGACGGACGGACGUUCCUGUAGUCAGAGGAGACGGGACGGACGGACGUUCCUGUAGUCAGAGGAGACGGGACGGACGGACGUUCCUGUAGUCAGAGGAGACGGGACGGACGGACGUUCCUGUAGUCAGAGGAGACGGGACGGACGGACGUUCCUGUAGUCAGAGGAGACGGGACGGACGGACGUUCCUGUAGUCAGAGGAGACGGGACGGACGGACGUUCCUGUAGUCAGAGGAGACGGGACCGACGGACGUUCCUGUAGUCAGAGGAGACGGGAUGGACGGACGUUCAUGUAGUCAGAGGAGACGGUACCCGACGGACGUUCCUGUAGUCAGAGGAGACGGUACCCGACGGACGUUCCUGUAGUCAGAGGAGACGGGAUGGACGGACGUUCAUGUAGUCAGAGGAGACGGGAUGGACGGACGUUCAUGUAGUCAGAGGAGACGGGACCCGACGGACGUUCCUGUAGUCAGAGGAGACGGGAUGGACGGACGUUCAUGUAGUCAGAGGAGACGGUACCCGACGGACGUUCCUGUAGUCAGAGGAGACGGUACCCGACGGACGUUCCUGUAGUCAGAGGAGACGGGACCCGACGGACAUUCCUGUAGGUGCAUCUUGUCCUCAUGAUAGUCUGGCCCCAGAUCUGUCAGUUUGUAAUAUCUCGCCAAGUUGGCACAACCCACUCUGGGACCAGGCUAGUCCUAUGAUGCCCUGUGGUUGUCAUGGGGAUGUGAUUGGGCACCGAUGCCUUUUCAAAACAAGGGAUCUGUCCUUUAUGCUCCAUUUCACGUCUGUCCACCCCAACCACCAAUGAUAACACACACACUAUGUAGGCUGCACACUUGGCUGUCAUUAAAAAACAUUGUUGUACACACAAAUGGUUGAUUUUGUUGUUCAUCAUUACUGUAAUGGUCGACUAUGGGAAAAAUGAAUUCUGAUUAUUGGAUGAUGUAUUAAUGCUUAGAUGUUUAAAAA
This is a messenger RNA of Salvelinus namaycush (lake trout), 3222 nucleotides long. RefSeq lists its product as uncharacterized. NCBI's taxonomy places the organism in Eukaryota, Metazoa, Chordata, Actinopteri, Salmoniformes, Salmonidae. The coding region runs from base 178 to 1983 and encodes 601 amino acids. The record is from RefSeq and is a predicted model, not a curated record. The transcript has 7 exons.